UACCGAAAUGGACUCGGUCUUAACUUGACCUCACCUCGAGGAGAACCCCGACGGGAAGUCGGUGGAAGGAGACUCUCGGAAGAAGACUGAGGCCGAUGGAGGGCGGAAGCCUCGACAACGGGAGGGGGAAGACGGCCACGUGGAUGGAGCAGUACCGUCUGAUGUACGAUCGCGCUACUCGGCACCCCUUCGUCCUCAGCAUCCGUGACGGAACCGUCGACAUCUCCGCCUUCAAGCGAUGGCUCGGCCAGGAUUAUAGAUUCGUCAGGGAAUUUGUCCCAUUUUUAGCAAGUAUUCUGCUAAAAGCUUGGAAGGACUCAGAUGAUAAUUCAGAUGUAGAAGUAAUCUUGGGUGGAAUGGCUUCUUUGAAUGAUGAAUUGUCAUGGUUUAAAAAGGAAGCUUCCAAAUGGGAUGUUCAUCUAGGUGGUAUCGCUCCCCAAAAGGCAAAUCUAGAGUACUGCAGAUUAUUGCAAAAUUUGAUGCUACCGGAGAUUGACUAUGCUGUGGUCAUCACUGCAUUUUGGGCCAUCGAGACUGUGUAUCAGGAUAGCUUCUCUCUUUGCCUAGAAAGUGGUUCCAAGACCCCAGCAGAGCUUAUGGAGACCUGCAAAAGAUGGGGUAAUGCCCACUUCAAGGAUUAUUGUCGCUCUCUUCAAAAAAUUGCCGAUAGAUGCCUUGAGAAUGCACCAGGUGACGUGGUCAGAAAGGCUGAAGAGGCUUUUCUCUCUGUUCUUGAGCAUGAAAUAGGCUUCUGGAACAUGAGCUCUGGUGAAUCUUGAGCAUGACAUUCUCCAAUGCAAAGAGGUAGAACUCCCUUUUUUUUAAUAGAAGAUGUAUGAAAGAAAGAUGAGUUUUGGAAAUGGGGGCAUGAGAAGAAAAAUACUGUUGAACUAGACUAUAAAUAUGAGAUUGAUUGCAAUAUUAUAUGGCUUGAUGAUACUGCCAAUUGUUUAGGCAAAUUGAUUUUCUAUAUCAGCAAAAGCAUAGAGAACUACUGGAUGGUCAUUUUUAUUCAGAACUUUAUAAUAUUUGCUGAUCAUGCUUUUACUAUUGUACUAGUUUGCUGAAAUAAUACACAAUGAACAAAAAAAAUUU
Molecule: messenger RNA, 1095 nt
Organism: Phoenix dactylifera (date palm)
Lineage: Eukaryota; Viridiplantae; Streptophyta; Magnoliopsida; Arecales; Arecaceae
Product: heme oxygenase-like, multi-helical
Cellular component (GO): cytosol
Source: RefSeq, a predicted model, not a curated record